Molecule: messenger RNA, 1392 nt
Organism: Microsporum canis CBS 113480
Lineage: Eukaryota; Fungi; Ascomycota; Eurotiomycetes; Onygenales; Arthrodermataceae
Exons: 2
Coding region: 1-1392 (463 amino acids)
Source: RefSeq, a predicted model, not a curated record
AUGGCUCCUAAGAAGCAUAUAAACUGGAAGCCCUUCACCCAGAAAGUUCUCGAGAAAUGGGCCACCAGCUCCCUUCCCAACGUUCCAUCCGCUCGCCACUGCACUAUCGGACAUCCCUCGCGGUUGAGAGAGUCUGGUACUCAUGCCGUUGCUUUCUUCUAUCUCGUCACAGCAGCAGACCCUGGCCCCUGGUAUGUAAUCGAUAGUGUUCUGUGGGAUACGGAGAAGAACUCGAAGCUCUGUGAAGCAACAUUCAUCGUGCCCUGCCGUGAUCCCCCAUCAGCUCGCCAUCCUUUUGUCUGUGAGUGGGACGAGGGCCUGCGUGUGUAUGUCGUUCGUCAUUAUCAGGAGCCUGUGAAGGAACUAAAGAACGAACCCAAGGCCAAGGAGUCAAAGAAGGAUGCUGAGGAGAAGGGCCCUGCUGCUCCUUCGAUUAUUUCAUACGAUGGAGCCUCAGAUGAGCCGGAAACAUGGAGCCCUGGUACUGCGAACGAACAUUAUUCUCUUGACCAUGCACUCGAUAUCAAGUGUUUGCCCCCUCUGCCUGAUGAUUACUUGGACGAUGGCAGCUUGUAUGAACCAGGAGAGGCUGCUGCACUUGAGAAGGAUGGAGAGAUGGGAUCUCAGCCAUCGACUUCAUCUGUGUUGGCUGAUAACGUCACAGACCAGCCUUCACAGAUGCUCGAUGGCAUUUCUACCAAUCCUGACAGCGUUGAAGACACAGACACCGACGUUACCAGCUUAGAUCUUCCCGAAUCUGCUCCGCAAGGUGUGUACGAGGAGUUCAACGCAGCCGACUAUGAAUACAGCCCACCAGACACUGACCUUUCCGAGGAAGCCCUGAAAGAGCUACGCUGGAGAGUUCGCAUGUGUGAAGAAUACCCAGAGAUUCACCACUAUAAUUUCUUCGGUGAAGCAAUGGCUGGGCCAACCUUUACUCCCCCCGAAGUAUCAUUGUUCGUCCUUCUGCAGGGCCCAAAGAGCUGGUCAAGCGAUGCCUCCGUCCGUGCUUCCGUCUUGCGCCGAGCAAUCAGGUUCAUCGAUCCCAUUCUCUACACCGGACCUGUCGAAGCUCUCUCAUACCACGGGUGCAAUUCUCUCAUCAAAGCUAUCACCGGAAACGUUCACCGAUUCUACACCAUACAUGGAUCCUGGACCAACGAUGAUGGUAGGUGGGCCCAGGCGCGACCAAUUCUCGACCCUACAGACCCGGAUAUCUAUUAUACUGAGCCCUGGCUUCCAAUCAAUGGAUGGUUGAAUGUCCAUUGGAGACUCUGGUCGAGAGACAACUACCGGAAUGGGAUGAGGGAGAUGAAGCCGAUGCACAAAAAGAAUCUCGCUCCUGUAUCGAAGUCACCGCUCUCAAAGUGCAUGCUGGCGAGCGAGUUCUAG